Molecule: messenger RNA, 1872 nt
Organism: Hydractinia symbiolongicarpus
Lineage: Eukaryota; Metazoa; Cnidaria; Hydrozoa; Anthoathecata; Hydractiniidae
Exons: 4
Coding region: 353-1489 (378 amino acids)
Biological process (GO): chemical synaptic transmission; G protein-coupled receptor signaling pathway, coupled to cyclic nucleotide second messenger
Cellular component (GO): dendrite; membrane
Molecular function (GO): G protein-coupled serotonin receptor activity; neurotransmitter receptor activity
Source: RefSeq, a predicted model, not a curated record
UCACGUAGAAAACAUUGUUGGAUAAAUAUUUUUGGUGUCAACUUCACAUAAAGCGUAAUAUUGAAAAGUAAACGUCCAAACUUUGAACUUGUUUCAUUGAAACUACACUAACUUUUGCCACAAAUACGGUUAUGCAGGUGAGCUUCGACCAUGGUGGGCACUUCUUAAUCAUUGUUUUGGCCUAUAAUCACUUUCAAGAUUAUUGAUCAACACGGAUAUAACGUCCCAUUGAACACACAAAACGCAACUAAUGAGGACACAUAUAUGUCAACUAAAGCGGUAAUGACAGUAGAUGACUCGAUGACGGUACCGGACGCUAUUUAAAUAGUCUGCAACAUAUCUAAACAAAACAAUGUUCAAUGAAAUUUGGUCUAAUCAAUCUGGAUGUCACAGUCCAUUUCCAAGUCGUCAAAGCAUUACAUCAAAUCAAAGGUUGAUCCUGGCUCUAUGUUACGCGAUCCUUACACCGUUAGCACUAUCUCUGAAUGGAUUCUUGAUAUAUGGAUUGUUCAAAACUAAGCAACAUAGUCACAUGUUCGCCCGGUUUAUUCUCGUGUUAUCCGUUUCGGAUUUUUGUAUUGGAUUAUUUGUUCAACCCGUUUUAAUUUAUUUAUUUAUUUCAAAAGAGGAAGGAAGGACAAGCUGUUUGGUGUCAUGGUAUCUAACUUUUGUGGCUUAUGUGUUGCUAAAUCUUUCUGGGUUGGUCAUUUUUUUAGUCUCCGUUGACCGAUUUUUAAGGUUGAGAAAAUCACUAACGUACGUGCAUUUGAUGACCAUUAAGCGAGUCAACAUGUUGUUGUUAACAGCACUUGUGUUUUCGAUUGCUAUAGCAGUGGGAUGUAUUGUCACAUCCGAAUUGGGAUACUUUUGUUAUUACAACAUGGUAGUGAUAUCGAUAAAUGGAUUGGCUGCUGGAGGGAUAUUGAUAUUUUAUUUGUUGGCAUGGAGAAACGUUCGGCAUAGAAUAAGUUCAUUACGUAGUUUUCAGAAAAGCAGAAGUUCACUGAAUAACAUUACCUCAUGUUUGAAUGAGGAUUUGCCAGUAACAACACAAGCGAAUGACAAGCUCUCCCAAAAGAAAUUAUUAAGUAAAUCAAAAAUAUCGCUCGCUGCAAAGAAAUCAAGACCGCAAUACGACGCAGCAAUGACAAGAACUGUGGCAGCGAUUUUAUUAUGUUGUUGUCUUACCUACCCACCAUAUUUUGGUGUCUCCUUUAUUCGUUCUUUGCGUUUAGCUAUACAGGGUGAAUGCAAGAAUAAAUCAAGUGAGAACACCAUUUGGUUUUUCGCAGCCUUUUUUCUGAUGUUUAUAAAUUCGACAGCGAACGCUAUUCUGUAUUCCUGCCACAACAGACCGCUGAAAGAGUUAAUGAAAAAACUGUUAACACGUGUUGUUAAAGAAUCCAAUGUUGUGAUUGAGUUGACAUCGAAAAGCAGUUCGCAGGCUGUUUGUGAAGCAAACGGAACUAAACAACGUGAUAAUGUGUAAACAGUGUAAUGUCUAUUUACAGAGUGGUCUAGAACACUGGUUAAGUAUGAACGCACGAGACGUGGAUUUAUAACUAUCCGGUAAUGUGUUUUAAAUUCUGUAAAUGUUGUAGAGACCUCACAUUCGCUCAUUUAUCGUGCCAAAAAAAUAUUUACUCCUAUCCUCGUCCCCAGGUUGGUUUUUGCCUUCUUGAUAUGAAAGAAGACGGCGAAAAAAUAUGCUUGUAUCGUUGACCGUAUUUUGAAGUAUGAUUGGCUUUCACAUUUUCACAUAAUUAUGAUGAUUUUUUUUUCUUAGUCAGCACUUUUUCAUGAAGCCGUGGUUGAUUAGAUCUGUAAACAAAAAUUUUAACAUAAAGCUUUAUGAAAAACCUUUUUGUGUUA